Molecule: messenger RNA, 2652 nt
Organism: Pygocentrus nattereri (red-bellied piranha)
Lineage: Eukaryota; Metazoa; Chordata; Actinopteri; Characiformes; Serrasalmidae
Product: cdc42 effector protein 3
Exons: 3
Coding region: 629-1222 (197 amino acids)
Source: RefSeq, a predicted model, not a curated record
GACAAUGACACAGAGAUUAGUAAUCGUUUAACCCUCUCAGUCUUUCUCGUGGUUCAGCCAAAUGGAGAGAGAUGCGGUACUCUUCCCAGCGGCCACAACUUCCACAGGAGUCUGACACAAUCACAUUAGUUGAGAGGUGGUGGGGGAGAGAGAGAGGGAGAGUGAGAGGGAGAGACAAAGGCUUGGGCAGGCAGACCUAAGGUAAAGGUACAGUCGACAGGGUUUACAGUCUUGGACGGCAGAGGAUGUGAUGUCAUACAGCAAACAAAUUCUGACCCAAGAGCUCUGGAAAAAAAGCAGGGAGCAAAGACGAAACAAAUCACUCCACCUGCUCUCGCAGACACGCCUUCUAUUCAGACCUCACCUUAGUAACUGUCACACAAUACAGUCAACCGUCACACCUGACUUUGGACCUUACCACUUCAAAUCCAGGGUGGACUAUGAACUGUGGAGAUAUUGUACUGUGUCUAAAGUGCACACGAACUGUAACCCUCAUUUCUUGAAAAGAUUUCUUUAAGGAUCAAGAAUAAAGCUCUCCAUGAUGUGUUGGCACUGAUAAAACAGUCUCAAUCUCAUAUACUCAACUUCUAGAAGUACGGCACUUCUUCUUUUGACUAAACUCAUCAGAAUGCCACUAAGGACAACAUUUGAAGGCAAGCCUCCGUCAGGAAGAUGGCCAAGGAGAUCAUCAAAGCGGAAGGUUCUUUCCGUCAAUAUGAUCAGCCUUCCACUGGCAGACUUCCGGCACCUCGCUCACAUUGGCUCAGAUGCACAAACCGACAACUUUGGAGACCUCUCCUUCCUGAAAAAGGGCCACAGUCUGCUCCUGCAGAGCUCUCAAAGUGAGCAGAACCUCUUCCUGGCCUGCGCACCCCCUCCAAAGCCACCCCGCCUCAACCUGGACGAAGUGGAUACAGGCCACGGCCACAGCAAUGCUAACUCGCAACGCCAGCCUUCAGUUCAGAGACGGAAAAAAUGCAGCUCACUGCCACUUUUGGACACUGAAGAGGUUGAGGAAGAAGCAUACGAACUUGAUGCCGAAAAGGCACCCAUCAGCCAGAGCCCUGGCCGAGGGAGCCUAAGCUCUGGUAGAGAUUCUACCCAAACCAGCCCAGAGGAAACACAGGCAGACAACACUGACACAAGUUUUUCUUUCGACCUGGACCUGGGACCCUCUAUUCUGGAUGAUGUACUGCAGGUUAUGGACAAACUCAACCAGUAAAGGAGAAACUAUGGAUAUAUGCAGUUAACAGGUGACAUGAUGUUUGGACACAAAUGGAGUACAAAUGCUUGGCCCAUUGAAGGCCUCUUUAGUUUUGUUUUAAAACCCUGCAAGAAGAGUGUCAAAUGCUAGGUAUUUUCUAGGAUGUAGACAUCUGCUUGGACAUGGAUACAAUCUUUUCUCUGUUGCGCAACAAGUAUUUGACUUCUACCUGGAUAUAAAGGCAUAAGCAAUAGUUUGGAACUCCUUCAAGAUUUAAAGCUGGAUUCCUGCUUAAAUCCUGAACUUUGUUCUGCAGUUCAUAUGGACUAUGCGAAAGCAGUGGCACUUAAAGAUGCUGAAGACAAACCUUUGAGGAGGCUAACAGGACAUUUCCGCAUAUAACCUUUGUUCCAAAACCUAGUUAAUAAUUAAGCAGAUUAGCGGUUAUUCCAUUAUUUUAAAAGCAAGGCAGACUUCCUUGUUCAGUCAUUGUGAAGAAGGCAUGGGUUCCACAGGCAUAACAUUUUCUCAUAGGACAACAGUUUCCAUUUGCUGGACUUUUUUUUUGCUGUAGUACACCCUAUUGACAAGAAAGUAACUUAUCUGGAACUGUUAGAUUAGGAUGAAUCUCUGAUUUUUUUUUAGAGACCUGCAGAAAGAAAGUGUAUAUGCUGUUAUGGAAUAUGGAAUUCAUGUGUGAUCUUACCUGAGAUUAACAAUUCUAGGGACUAUAAUGUAGGUACUCAAACUCAAAAUCCAAAACCAGUUCUCAAUAUUGUAAUCACUGAAAGUUAAGUGUACACUAAUGUAAAUGUUAGGGCCACUUUAUCACACUUUAUUCCUAGCUAAAACGAGGGUUGAAAAUCUGUAGUAUUUGGGCUGUGAUCUCAAUACCUCUGGUCUAUAAAGUACAUAUAAGACUAUAUUGUGACUUAUAAACUACAGUUUUAUAAGAUUUCAUUCAUUUGUGUUAAAUAAUAAAUAUGGUUCAUAACAUACAGCCUGACAAGAGCUGCACUAUACGGACAUGAAAUGUGAUAUUAAGCUGUUAGAUAUCAUGGUGAUGGUAUGAGAAGUGAUAAACUAUUAUUAAAAUAGUUUAUCUCUGUGAACUCUGACUGGAUGUGCUGCAAAGUACAGACUUUUUGUGUAAACCUAGAAAUCUAAUUAGCCUCUCCUUUAAGUAAAUUAUAAAAAUACAAAAUUAUAAAUACAUUAUUCACUGCUGUGCAAAAUAAUGAAGUACUAACAGCUACUUGUAUCUGAAACAACACAGCAUUGCUGACUCAAAGAAUUUCUUUUGUGAAGAAUCAAAACUAUUUGAGUGUUGAUGCUGCCCCUUGUGGAGAAUCUGUAGCCUGCAAAAUGUGAGUGACUUCUUUGGCAAGCUUCAAUAUAAAUUUUUUUUUUUCCUAUAAAAAACAUUUUUAUUUUCAAUAAAGGCUUAC